AUGGACCGGGUGUUGCUUCCCUCAGAUGUGCUUCCAGAGCACUACGACCUCACGCUGGAGCCGGAUGUCGAGAAGUUUGUCUUCGAUGGCUCUGUCAAGAUCACCUGUGACGUAAAGGUUGCCACAGACAGCAUCAGCUUGCAUGCGCACGAGCUGGUGCUGUGGCAGGCAAGUUUCACACCCUCCGAGGGCAGCGCGUGCAAAGCGGAGACCAUCAGCCUGAAGAUCAAGAGCAAAUCGGCGGAGCUGGGCUUUGGGGAGGUUCUGCCAGUUGGCAAGGGGAUCCUGGAGAUCAAGUUUCGGGGUAUCUUGAAUGAUCAGCUGGCCGGGUUCUACCGGUCCCAGUACACCGACGCAAAUGGGGUGAAGCGGUUCAUGGCAACUACCCAGUUUGAGGCCAUUGACGCACGGCGCUGCUUCCCUUGCUGGGACGAGCCCGCUCGAAAGGCAACCUUUGGGGUCACGAUGAUCUACCCCGCCUUUCUCUCUGCCGUGUCCAACAUGCCACCCUGCAGCCUUGAGAUCUGUGCGGAUGGCAGGAAGAAGGAGACUUUUAUGAGCACUCCGAAGAUGAGCACGUACCUUUUGGCCUUCUGUGUGGGUGAGCUGGAGUUCAUCUCUGCUCGCACCAAGAGCGGGGUGCUGGCACGGAUCUACGCAUGCCCGGGCAACAGCAAGCGCUGCAGCUUCGCGCUGAAGUGCUGCGUAAGGGCCUUGGAGUUCUACGACGAGUUCUUCGGGCUCCCGUACCCUCUGCCCAAGAUGGACAUGAUCGCCAUCCCAGACUUCGCCAUCGGUGCCAUGGAGAAUUGGGGCCUGGUGACUUACCGGGAGGUAUGUCUCCUCUGCGAGGAGGCCACGGUGUCGGCGCUGCAGAAGCAGCGGAUCUGCAGCAUCAUCGCUCACGAGCUGGCGCACCAGUGGUUUGGCAAUCUGGUGACCAUGGAGUGGUGGGAGGAUUUGUGGCUGAACGAGGGGUUUGCCAACUGGAUGGAGACCUUCACCUCGGACCACCUCUUCCCCGAGUGGGGCGUCUGGGAGGCCUACGUGGGUGACGACCAGCAGCGGGCCUUGCGGCUCGAUGCGCUGCGCAGCAGCCAUCCCAUCCAGGUGCCCAUCAAGCGCGCGGAGGAGGUGGAGGAGGUUUUUGACGCCAUCAGCUACUCCAAGGGGGGCUCCGUGGUGCGGAUGAUCUACUCCGUGCUGGGGGAGAAGGACUUCCAGAGGGGCCUGCAGCUCUACUUCGAGCGACACAAGUACGGGAACACUCGCACCACGGAUCUGUGGAAGGCCUGGAAGGAGGUCUCCGGGAAGCCCGUGGACGAGAUGAUGAGCUCGGAUGGGUUGGAGGUGCUGAGUGAUCCCUUUGCGGGUGGUCCGCUGGAGCUGAAGCAGAGCUGGUUCUUGGCCGAUGGCUCCAGGGAAGCGGAGGACGAGAACUCGGUGUGGUUCUGUCCGAUCCUCGUGGGCACCGACCAACAGCUGGCGCCGGUCUCCUUCUUGGAGCAGAAGGUGGGCAAAGUGGAGUGCAACUUGGACGGCGCCAAGCUACUGAAGGUGAACUAUGGCCAGCAUGUGCCGCUGCGGGUGCUCUACCCGGAGAGUCUCUUCAGACGCCUGGUUCAGAACCUCGGCUGCCUCAGCGCGGAAGAUCGGAUCGGCUUGCUGGCGGACACCUUCGCCAUUUGCAAAGCCGGGGCCCAGGACCCCAACUUCUUGGUGGAUCUUUUGGGUGGCUUCAAGGGCGAGCUGAACGAGAACGUCUUCGAGCAGCUCGUGUCUUGUUUGGGCAGCCUGGAGAAGAUCAUCUGCGGCUUGGACGAGGACAUCGCGAAGGCCUUCAAGGCCUUCUGCGCCAGCCUGGUGAAGCCGGCCUUCCAGGCGGUGGGCUGGGAGCCGGACGCCUCGGAGUCGGAGAACCGGAAGAAGCUGCGAACCGCGGUGCUCGGCGCCGUGGCGUCCUACUGCGCCGAGGGCUCGGUGGCCGCAGAGGCGGUGGCCAGGUGCAGGGCCUUCGUGGCGGAGCCCACGAACCCUGAGGUGCUCAACGCGGACGUGCGCUUGGCCGUGCUGUCCGUCGCCGUGCAGAGCGAGGCCGCGAUCUUCGACGCGCUGCUGCAGGCCCACGACGUGGUCACAGACGGCGCAGCCCGGGUCCACAUCUACCGGGCCCUGGGCAGCGUGUCCAGCGCUCAGCAGAGGCAGCGCGCCCUGGAGUUCAACCUCACCAAAGUGAGGUCCCAGGACCUCAUCUACAUCCCAAUGGUCAUGGCUGGCUCCGGUACAGCCGGCGCAGAAGCAGCCUUUGCGUGGAUCCAGAAAGAGUACGACCAGAUCUAUGAGAAGAUAGGCACCGCGUCCAUGAUGAUGUUUCAGAACAUGGUCCGAAUCUGCGGGGGCUUCGUCACCGAAGAAAAGGCCCAGGAGGUGGAGACGUUUUGGAAGUCCAAGCCGGUCUAUGAAAACGUGCAGAAAUGUGUGGCGCAGACGGUGGAGGGCAUCCUGUCCAACGCGAAGUUUGUGGCGAGAUUGAAGCCUUCCAAGGCUGGGCAGGCCUCGACCUGGAGGCAAGCGGAGCGCAUUGCGGCGGCAUUGGGUUGCUCCCGGUUGGGCACAGUGAUCGCCAGCAACCAGCAGCUCCCCUCGCUGGCUUACUUGGCUUCCAUCGCCGCCUUCCGCAGCGCGGACUCCAUCGUGGCCUCGCUGGGAACGGUGGUGCUGGGAACGCUGGCGCGGGAGCCUGUGACCUUCGUCAUGGGUGCCUUUCUGACUGCGGGAAGGUUUCAAUCCAUGGAAGGUGCGCGCCCUCAAAGCGUGCUGCUGUUGCUCAGCCUUCCAGUGAUCCUGCAUUUCGACACCAUUUUUGGUGCCAUCGCAUCUCAGACUUGUUCCGCUGCUGUUGUCACCACCGUGAUUACUGCCUCGCACAUGCUGGCGGGCUUUUGCCUGGACUACUUGCUGCAAGGGCAUUCGAAGCUGGUGACCAUCCUGGGUGCCCUUCUGAGCUUCGUAGCCGUGCUUGUCAUGCAGCUUGCUCAGCUGGGCAACACCCCAAGGUCCAGCGACAAUGAGCCGCAGCGAGAGCCGCCCGCCUCCUCCCCGAGGCCUUCCUUUCAGCUGCCGGGAGAGUCCCCACCACCCUCCGUGAGGCUCCGGCGCCACUCAGUGUCAACAGACGAGCACCCUGAGCAGCUGUCAGCUCGCGUUUCCGCGCCUCAGCGCUGCUUGCCUGAUUCCCACAGGGCUGGCUGGCUGGCUUUGUCGGAUUGUCUGCAAGCCCUGCUUGCACUCGGGAAGGCGAAGGGGGGACUUUUGUGA
Molecule: messenger RNA, 3318 nt
Organism: Effrenium voratum
Lineage: Eukaryota; Dinophyceae; Suessiales; Symbiodiniaceae
Source: the annotation of a GenBank genome assembly